Messenger RNA from Colletotrichum paranaense, 1512 nucleotides. RefSeq lists its product as uncharacterized. The record is from RefSeq and is a predicted model, not a curated record. The transcript has a single exon. The coding region runs from base 1 to 1512 and encodes 503 amino acids. Lineage: Eukaryota; Fungi; Ascomycota; Sordariomycetes; Glomerellales; Glomerellaceae.
AUGGCGGGCGCUACUUUCUCGUCACUGCCGAACGAGCUCAUUACAAUGAUUUCCCACCACUGCGCAGACGCCUACCCUCUCUGUCUCGUAAACCAGAGAACACUCCCGUUAGCUCAACAGGGUUUAUAUCACACCAUCAAGCUCCCGCACACUCAUUACAAUCAAGUAGUACUUCUCGUCCGAACGUUGGUUGAAACCCCACAUCUGCGUCGCUUGAUCCGCGAAGUCGACAUUUCAUUAGGCCCGGGCGCUUACUACGACCGAAGCAAGAUGGAAACGCGUGAGAUUCUUGACAAGUGGCAUAAGUCUAUACUCGACGAAAGCAAGCUCUCGGAUGCUGAGGGACAUAUCCUGCUAUUAUGCAGACAGCACGCGGCGAUGAGUCGAUUAGACCUUUCAAUCAUUAUGGGGUUACUGAUUGGUCUGUUGCUCUGUUUUGUUCCCAGGAUUUACUCCCUCGCAAUUUCUCAGGUGCAAGACAACAAUCCCGCUUCCCAUAGAUUACAAACAAUAGGAUUGCGGACAAUGCUGUUGGUCGCCAUUUCAACGUACUCCGUCGAAGGCAUGAAGCGGAGAGUCUGCCCAGAACUCAAGUGGCUUGUCUUGCUCCCUAGCUCGACACACUUCGAGAAUUUUUAUUCUUUUGGCGCAGGGUUCAAACUCUUGGAAUACUUCGUCGCCCAUCCGACUCUUGAGGCAGUUGUUUCCUCGUACGAUUUUGGCAAUUGGGGUCUAUCCGGCCCUCUCAGUAGUGGAACAUCUCUUUCCAUGACGCAACUCAUCCUUCGGCCCACGGGCAUGAAUGCCACUACUCUCAGCAGGGCCCUGAGUCGAUUCCCGAAGCUCACGCAUCUCUUUGUCGAAUUCGAUUCUCUGAGUUCCAAUGGCGGCUUAGUAAUAAGGGACCAGUUGGGCCACACGAUUACGGAAUGUUGUCCCUGCAUCGAGCAUUUGAGCCUAAGGUUUCCUGAGCAGGGGAUAAACAAGUUCUUUGGCCAGAACCCUACUCUAGAGAUUCACUCUCUGAUAAGCAGCACGUGGAACCUGUCUGGCCUGGAAGUAUUCCGCAGCAGAAUCGCGAUGUACUACUCGCUCCUUGAGGGACUGGAUGAACGCGCUGCGUUGCUCAGAUACUGGGUGCCCCGGCAAGCGAGGUUGCUUCUCUUAGAUACCACAGACACCGGAGAGGACAUGACAGGCGCACCUUACUUUGAAGGUGUGAAAUCUCUUGUCCUCUCUCUCUGCCGGGCACGUCAGGUGGGACAGCUUCGCUUCGGAACCGUGGCCGUCAGUGUCCACGUUGGAGGUAACAUUGACUGGCAUGAAGUCGUUCAAGAGGCCAGGAAGCAUGGAGCCGGAACUGACUUCCGGCUAAUGGUUGUCUUCUUUCCUGCGAUGCGUCAGGCUUUCUGGGCGUCCAAUUGGAGAGAAAUUUGGAGAGAAGAGAUUGAUAUUCCUGCUCGACUGUCAAAGCAAGGCCAGCAACAGCGUGCAAUCGUUGAUUCGGGAUGA